Messenger RNA from Mercenaria mercenaria, 1280 nucleotides. RefSeq lists its product as uncharacterized. The record is from RefSeq and is a predicted model, not a curated record. The transcript has 7 exons. The coding region runs from base 46 to 1161 and encodes 371 amino acids. Lineage: Eukaryota; Metazoa; Mollusca; Bivalvia; Venerida; Veneridae.
UAUAUUUCACAUAAUCGUGACUUGUGACCCAAAGAAGAAAGAGCUAUGGUGUAUACUUCUUCUCUCGCGACGACUGUCGUGGUUUUUCUGUUGACUUGUUCGCGGGGAUCCACAAACACAGUUUGUGAGGACAUAGAUCCCGUGGCAUGUCGGUCUAUGGCUCAACAGAACGCUAACAUUUGUGCAGAUCCAAUCCUUAGCAAAACAGCAUGUCCAAAGUUUUGCAACAACUGUCCGUUGACGUGUUUUAGCUGCAACUUAACAAGCAGCAAAGGCAUUUGCAACGCAGUAGCAUGUGCAGCUGGUGAGACAUGUUUGACAGCUAGAGAGUCGUCUGGUGCCCAACAGUUUACUCUGCGUUGUGCAGAAAAAUCGAUGUGCGGAACUACCAGCGCGAUCAAAUGUUGUUCGCAGCCACUCUGUAACGACCCACAUAUUCUAAUUACCAGGCCGACACCGACCGCCACCACUCCAACAACAACAACCCCGACCACCACGUCAACCACACCAACAACGCCUACAACAACCACGGCAAAAACAACAGCCACGACUACCACAAGGAAGCCUACAACAACAUCUAAACCAGCGUGUUAUAAGGACAUAAUAUUUGUGGUAGAUGAAUCAAGCGCAAUGUCUUCCCAUUGGACGCACAUGAAAUCCUUCGUCAACGAUUUGAUAGACAGAAUGCCGAUCGGAGGUAGUCAUGGGGCGAAGCUUUCUUUUACAACUUUUACAACGACCUACAAAAACAGAUGGCAUUUAAAUUCAUACAAUGACGCUACGCAUCUAAAACUUGCAGUAUCCAGACUGAGUGCACAUGGCGGUCAAUGGGCAGACAAUCUGAUUGGUUUGCAUUAUCUAAACAACUACGCCCUCUCAUCUUCUCACGGUAACAGGCAUUCGGCUUCCAAUGUUGCCGUCGUCAUCUCCGAAGGUCAUUCGCACUAUAUGAAUCCAUUUAUAGCCAGCCAAGCAGAAUAUACGGAGAUGUCCUCUCUACACAAACAUUUCCACAACGUCAUAGCUAUUGGUAUAGGAAGUUCUGUUGAUUCGAAUCAGAUCUCACACAUGGCGACCGGAAGUUCACACAAGUUCUUAAUACGUUCCGGAAGUUACCUCAAAGGCAUCGAAAAUAAAGUUUAUUCCCUAAUAUGCGGGUAGUACAGCAGUUUGGACUUAUACUUACUCAUGACAACGGAUUGCAAACACAGAAUAUUAUCUGAAAUAGUUUAUUAUGUAAUGUUAAAAAGGGGACUGAAUUAAAAAGAUAUUUUUCAAAA